Syngnathus typhle (broad-nosed pipefish) is the source of this 1467-nucleotide messenger RNA. RefSeq names its product carboxypeptidase B1 (tissue) (gene cpb1). Lineage: Eukaryota; Metazoa; Chordata; Actinopteri; Syngnathiformes; Syngnathidae. Bases 7 to 1257 code for a protein of 416 amino acids. Gene Ontology annotation, biological process: proteolysis. Gene Ontology annotation, molecular function: zinc ion binding; metallocarboxypeptidase activity. The transcript has 11 exons. The record is from RefSeq and is a predicted model, not a curated record.
GCCAACAUGAGAAUCCUCCUGCUUUUCAGACUGGUCGCCGUGGCCCUGGCGAACGUCGCUCGCUUCGACGGCGAACAAGUGCUGCGUCUGAAACCAGUUUUGGACCAACAUGUGACCCUCAUCAAGGACCUGGCACAGACCAUCGAGGUGGACUUCUGGAGACCCGAGAGCGUCGAGCUGGUGACCAUCGACACGGACGUGGACAUCCGUGUGCCCGCUUUGUACCAGGACAUGGUGCUCAUCAUGUUGCUGCAAAGUGACAUGGAGCAUGAGGUGCUCAUUGACGACCUGCAGUCUGCCGUUGAGGACCAGGCCGACAAUGAGGCUUCACCCCGAAGCCACAGCUACAUCAAUUACAACAGCUGGGACAAGGUCCAGGCAUGGAUUGCAUCCAUUUCCUCUUCCAACCCGAGUCUGAUCAGCAAGCAGGUGAUUGGUAACACCUUCGAGGGACGCCCCAUGACUCUCCUCAAGCUCGGCAAAAAGUCCAGCUUCGCCAAGCCCGCCAUCUUCAUGGACUGCGGCAUCCAUGCCAGGGAGUGGAUCUCGCCUGCUUUCUGCCAGUGGUUUGUCAAGGAGGCUCUGUCCACCUACGGCAAAGAUUCUCAGAUGACCAAUCUGCUCAACCAGAUGGAUGUCUACGUCCUUCCAGUCUUCAACAUUGACGGCUAUGACUACACCCACAAGAGCAACAGAAUGUGGAGGAAAACCCGCUCCAGGAGAUCUGGAUCCAGCUGCAUCGGAGCCGAUCCGAACAGGAACUGGAACGCCGGCUGGUGCACCAUCGGAGCCUCCAGCAAGCCCUGCAGCGACACCUUCUGCGGCUACAAACCCGAGUCAGAGAUUGAGGUCAAGAAUGUGGCCGACUUUAUCCGCGCGAACAAGUCGAUCAUCAAGGCCUACAUCACCAUCCACUCAUACUCGCAGCUGCUGCUCUUCCCUUACUCGUACACGUAUGAGCUGGCUGCGCACCACAGCGAGCUGCUGAAGAUCGCACAGGGAGCUUCUGCCGCUCUUCGUGGUCUGUAUGGAACCCGCUACACCAGUGGACCUGGAGCAGCGACCAUCUACCCCGCCGCCGGAGGCUCCGACGACUGGGCCUACGACCUGGGUGUGAAAUACUCCUUCACCUUUGAGUUGCGCGACACCGGUCGUUAUGGUUUCCUGCUGCCUGAGUCUCAGAUUAAGCCCACGUGCGAGGAGACCAUGCUAGCCGUCAAGCACAUCGCUGCUUAUGUGCAGAAGAACCUCUAUUAAAAAAAAAAAAAAAAAAAAAAAAAGAGUGGGACCAGAGAAGCAAAGGACCCCCGCCAACAAGUUCUCCAGCCUCCCCCCCUGCCCCUGGCAACCUCUCCGCCAUCUCCAGCCCCGUAUCCAUGGGAACGGUCACCACCCGCCAUGUUUCCUUGCUGUGCUUGAGAGAAUGUCAAGAUGAGUGUGAACAAUAAAAUCAAUGAUCUAUCCCCA